UUCAAAUAUUGAGCAGCAACCCUUUGACGCUAUUAAUACAUUGGCCGCGAUUGAUCCAGACAGCGCAGCCGAUGACAGUUAUCGAUCUCACGCAAGAUGGCGAUGAAGAUGCCACCAUCAACGUAACAGACAAACCUCACAUCCUACCUGAUUCAACUCCGGCGCACGUCGAGAAUCCAAUAGGAUCCAGCGGCGAACCACUUCCUGGACCCAGCGGCGAACCAGCAAGAAAGAAGCCUAUAAAAACGAAUCGUCCCACCUCGCCGGUCAGUCCUGGACCAGAUGGCGAACCACCGAGAAAGACUUAUCGUUUUACAGCGGUGGUCCGACCAGAACCGAACGGCGAACUACCGAGAAAGGCUUAUCGUUUUACCCUGGCGAUCAGUCCUGAGAGCUCUCCAAAGAGGAAAACUCUUUGUCUGACACCACCGAACAGCCCGGCGUCCAGUCCUGAGACCGCGCUGUUUUAUGCAGACUCGAGUAGAAGCCAUAAGGAUGACGUGACUACCUAUGGUACGUCUCAAAUCGAUGCUUGGGACCAGAGUUCUUGGACGACCGAGCGUGACGAGGUGUCAACCACCAACGUGGGUCAAACACCAUAUCCUUCUCGCUCACCGUCGUCAGACGAAGUAGAAGUGGAAAAAGUGCCGGCGCCUCAGCCGGUUGAUGAACCAUUCGAUGAUCUGCCUCCGACUCAUAGGCUCAUUAAUUCGAUAGAAUCAUUUGGUCAAGAGUUUUGCGACACACAGGUUGACACAAACAACAAAUACAUCGAACUCCGUCACGUACAAGAUGAUAUUAACAAAAAAUUGAUUGCGUUGCGCAGUGAGUCUCGUGACAGACAAAUCGAAACCCAUAGCAGAUUAGACGUAUAACCU
This is a messenger RNA of Carassius carassius (crucian carp), 878 nucleotides long. RefSeq lists its product as uncharacterized. The transcript has 4 exons. NCBI's taxonomy places the organism in Eukaryota, Metazoa, Chordata, Actinopteri, Cypriniformes, Cyprinidae. The record is from RefSeq and is a predicted model, not a curated record. Bases 72 to 875 code for a protein of 267 amino acids.